This is a messenger RNA of Felis catus (domestic cat), 6539 nucleotides long. RefSeq names its product family with sequence similarity 53 member B (gene FAM53B). The record is from RefSeq and is a predicted model, not a curated record. The coding region runs from base 2154 to 3434 and encodes 426 amino acids. Gene Ontology annotation, biological process: protein import into nucleus; positive regulation of canonical Wnt signaling pathway. The transcript is spliced from 5 exons. Gene Ontology annotation, cellular component: nucleus. NCBI's taxonomy places the organism in Eukaryota, Metazoa, Chordata, Mammalia, Carnivora, Felidae.
GUGCGAUCAUGACCUGCGCUGACGUUGGACGUUUAGCCAACUGAGCCACCCAGGUGCCCUCCACGUUGGUGUUUUUGAAACUUGUGAGUUGAUCCUGUUGUGCAACCCGAAGGAGGGAUGUGGGCUGGGAUAGACCCCACGCUUCCCUCAGGGACCUUCUUCUUCGGGAGUGGAAUAAACCUACUGGAAUUUUCUGUUGCUGCCAUAUCUCCGUGAAGGAGGAUCUGAAAGGUACCCAUGUCUGGGCGAAGCGCCUGCUGUAGACGUCAUCCGGUUAGUUCCCAUUUCUGCUGGGCCAAGUCUUGGGCACGCCUCCCCGCGAGCGGGAUUCAGCCACAACCCCUCUGAGCUGCCUUCUUUGUGGAAGGAAGAGGGCAGGUUGUGUUCAGCUGGCUGCCUCGGAGCAGUUCUCAGGCGGGCCCUGCCUCCCCGCCAUCUUUGCUGGUCUUUUCAGCGUCUUGUCCCUUCUGCAGGUUUGACACAUGGUGUCCCGCCGGGGUACGGGGGAGGGAAGACGCAGUUUGGGUCCCGUGCGCCUCGUGGUUGAUUCUCGAUGAGGAGCUGGUCCUUUCCACCUGCGUUGGCCGCGACUGUCACGCUCUCCAGCCGCCUGGUUGUACCUGACUGCUCAGAACCUGUCCUCUUGCAGGCAUACUUGGAGUUAGGUGUCGUAGAAUUAUGUCUAGAGUGACCAGGGGCUGAAGAGAGCACGGACUUCUCUCACCUGCUUGUUACCUUACGGAGGAGAAAUCCAGCACCCCCACCCCCACCCCCCCAACAGGUGCGGUGACUUUCCCCAGGUCACGCAGCUGGCUUCUGGGUCCCCUGCUCCAGGGCUGUGUUCUCUGCUGAGAGACUUUGAAGCACAGCCUUGCUUGCGGGAUGGCGUGCUGUAUGUAGCACAGACCGGCAGACAGAGGAGUCCUGGUUCAGAGUUCAGGCCAGUGAAACAGGCCAUCCGUGGCCCAUGGCCCACUUCAACAGUCUGUCCCAUUUGUAAUUUCCUUCCCUGGUGCCUACUCAGCAGGGAUCCCUUAGGUUGCUCAAAGGGUAGGCUCAGUAUAUAAACCCCUAGCGGGGGAAACAGUCCCGACGGAAAAGUCCUAAAACCUUGAACUUGAUGAAAAGGGUUUUGGUUGCUUUGGCCGAGGUUUGUCCACGUUCUCUUCUGGGCCCUGGUAAUGGUGGUAAAUAAGGGCCCUUUCUCCCGUGCUAGGAGUUGGUUUGGGCCUAAUGAGGUGGGAAGAGGGAGCCCGUGACGCCUGCGUUCACGUAGCCGGUGCUGACCGGGCACGUGCUGAGCGUCCCGACGGGGCGCUGGGCACUCCACUUCGUGAGUUCAUUUGAUCCUCCGGGCAGCCUGCGGCCGAGGUGCUUGCUCUGUCCCUUGCUGGAGACGCUAUCCCCCCCGGAGCCAGAGGGGCAGUGGGGUCUCAGCUCAUCCUGGCUGGCUCCAGUCCCGCAUUCUCGCCACCAUGCCGCGUGCGCUCUUCGUCCAGCGCCUGCCUCGGUGGAGAGGCGGUGCGGUCCCUGCCGUAAGCCGGGCGCGUCGUCCUGGGGGCUGUUCCCGGGCCGUUACUGCCUGGGCGCUGUGCUGCUACUUCCAGGAGGGGCUCGGGUGGCCCAGGGGCUCCUUUCUGGCCAGCAGGGCCCGGCCGGGGCCUCUCUGCGUCCCGGUGGCUCUGGCAGUGCCCUGGAUAGAGGAGGCGGCUUCGUGUGGGUCCAGUGCUCCUGCUUGGGGAGGCCACCCUCCUCCCAGCGGCCCUCUGGCUGAAGUGCCCUGACGGACAAGGCCCAGCUGGGAGAGGCCUCGGCCGCGCCUGGAAUUCCCCUCGCUCUGGCAUUCACGUUGGCCGGGGGCCUGGGAGCGGAGGGAGGUGCCAUCUGCCGGCUGGGAGCAGCCUGCCCGCAUGCUUGGAGGUGGAAGGACCGAGUCCUCCAUAGCCGGCCACCUCCACGCUCUGGGGAGUUGACUGCACUUGGCCAUUUCCUGGAAGAGCCCCAGCCCGAGGGCAAGCGGCCGAUGGGGAGCUGUUACUGCUGAUGCCAGUCACCUGGGACGUGCCCAGGAGGUCACCCUCUGCCCAAGUCUGCCCAACCGAAGAUGGCUCGUGCCCACCCUGGGAGGGAGCCCAGUGCCUGAGGUCCUUACCAUGGUGAUGAUCCUGAGUAAAAGCCUCGACAACCAGGGAGCUGACUCCAUAGCAUGCAGGACCUUCAACCCUGAGCUGCACACGCCAAAGAAGAUGAGUCAAGGACCGACACUUUUCUCUUGUGGAAUUAUGGAAAAUGACAGAUGGCGAGACCUGGACAGGAAAUGCCCGCUUCAGAUCGAGCAGCCGAGCGCCAGCAUCUGGGAGUGCCUGCCCGAGAAGUGUCAGGACGGCGCUCUGUGGCACCGGGAGGCAGCGACCGCCUGCGCGGUGACCAACCUGAUCAAAGACCUCAGCCUCAGCGACCACAACGGGAACCCCUCAGCACCCCCCAGCAAACGCCAGUGCCGGUCGCUGUCCUUCUCCGAUGAAAUGUCCAGCUGCCGGACAUCGUGGAGGCCCUUGGGCUCCAAAGUCUGGACUCCGGUGGAGAAGAGACGCUGUUACAGCGGGGGCAGCGUCCAGCGCUAUUCCAACGGCUUCAGCACCAUGCAGAGAAGCUCUAGUUUCAGCCUCCCCUCCCGGGCCAAUGCGCUGUCCUCGCCCUAUGACCAGGCAGGGUUCCACCACCGCUUCGGAGGUCAGCCCUGCCAAGGGGCGCCGGGCUCGGCCACCUGUGGACAGGCGGGCGACAUCUGGAGCCCUGACCCGACCCCCGUGGGAGGCGGCCGGCUCGACAUGCAGCGGUCCUUCUCCUGCUCGCACGAGCAGUUUUCCUUUGCGGAGUACUGUCCACCCUCAGCCAACAGCACACCUGCCUCAACACCAGAGCUGGCCAGGCGCUCCAGCGGGCUGUCCCGAAGCCGCUCCCAGCCGUGUGUCCUUAACGACAAGAAGGUCGGCAUUAAGCGGCGGCGCCCAGAAGAGGUGCAGGAGCAGAGGCCUUCCCUGGACCUUGCUAAGAUGGCACAGAACUGUCAGACCUUCAGCAGCCUCAGCUGCCUGAGUGCGGGGAUGGACGACUGCGGCCCGCACAGCCCCUUUGCCCUCCACGUCGGCAGCACCAGGUCCUGGACCGCCUUGCUCUCGGCCUCGGCCUCCAGCCUGGGGGGCAGGACCCCCGCCGGGACGCCGGUCCCUGAGCCUCUGCCCCCGGCCUUGGACGACCAGCUCGCCCGCAAGGAGGAGCAGUGCUGCGAGGAGUCAGGCGGCUGUGCCCCGGGUGAGGGCUGUGGCAGGGGCUGGGGGCCGGCCACGGCCUGGCGGGACCGCGGGGUGGCCGGGAACAGCCCCUGCUCCCUGGACGGCGAGUUGGACAUCGAACAGAUAGAGAACAACUGAGGGGCAGCGGGCACCGGGCGGGCACUUGAAGCGGGGAGCCCCACCCGGGGAGCUCCCCAGGGGCGUCGGGUCCCGGGGAGCGUGCGCUCUGGCUCCGGAGAGGCUGUCCCGCCCCUGGGCCUGGCCCCGCCGCGCGGCCGACCGCCCGGCUCCUCCCAGCACGGCGGCCGCGUCCGCCGGGCCACCGGAGCCCGAGAGCAGCUUCUUGGUCUGGGCCCCUUCCCUCCCCACCCCCGUUCCUCGCCGGCCACCCCACCGGGCGCCUCGCGCAUCUCCCGCAGGGCUGGACGCUCUGCGCGUGCGACUCCCAGGGGGGCUGGUUGCGGGGCUUGUGCUCAGGGCCAUACGGUGGCGUCAGGCCCUUCCCGGCCUCCUGCUCAGGUUCAUUUUGGGGGGGUCGGCCCCACAGCUUCUUUUCACUCCGUUUUAUUCCGUGCCUUCUCCCCCAGGUAUCCCUGCUCCCGACUUGGGAAGGUUCGGGAGACGCUUCCCUCUGUAGUAACACCGGAACCGUUUGGCCUUAAUUCCAAGGGUGGGAGACGGAGGCCCCUGGGGUGCCGGGAGGGGGCUCUCCACGCCGGAGCCCUGGGGGCCUGGGGGACGGCUCGGGCUGCUCGUUCGAGGCGUCUGCGUCGGGUGGAUAUGGGUGGCUAUGUUGGCCGAGAAGACAGACCUCCUUGCCUCUCCCGCGGCGCGGAGAGCCUGACCCCGUGGCUCUGUGCCACUCCGGGGGCCGCUUGGGCAGGCUGGCACGUGGCAGCCAUUCUCUGUGGCGAAAUGGCCACUGCGUGAUUAGCUUAGCUGAUUCAGGUGAGUGCAGAGAGGUCACCAGUCACGGGAAACCUCUCGAAAACGUCCUCAGGAGGCAGGAGCCGGGAGCAGGUGCACACACCAGGCCCUGUGCACGUUUCGGGGGUGGAGGAUGCCUGUUGGCUGCUCGGGAUGGGGGGGCCUGGGCUGGGGGCCUGCAAGGCCCUCCGCAGAAUUCUAAGCACACUGUCGCUGUCUGGUGGGGACUGCUGCCGGCUUCAAUCAGGCACACCAGCCACCUCCGGGGCGAGCGCCCCCUGCUGGCCAGCGGGGGGAGCAGUGCGCGGAGCAGGCCCAGAGCGCUGUCCCCAGCUCCCCGCACCCCUGCGGACUCCGGGCUCCCGGGGAACCCCGACCCCCUGAGGUUUUGCUCUCGGGCAGCCUGGCCGUCAGACGCCCCACGUGGGCCCUGCUGUCUCGGAGUCUGGCUCGUAGCCAACCUGGCAUCUUCCGCAGCCAGUGGCAAGUGGCUCCUUUCCCCGUAGGGCUAAAGACAACCGGCGCAUUCUCUUGGGUUUGCGGACGUGUGACAGAGGCACGUCCGUAGUCUCUUGUGGACAGCGAGCGCCUCGCUUCCACGGCGUGAGUGCACACGGUUCUCGCGAAAGGCCUUCUUCGGGCAGCUUGACUCACUCCUUCGCUAGAUCAGAAGCUCGGCGCUCAGGUUCUGGUUUCUAGGUGGCGUUCCUUAAAAACCGGCCCUAAGAUGCUCGUAGGGAAAAUCCCCCCUCAGUGGCCCUCCAAGGUCGUGUUGAAAGGCCUCAGGGUGGACGGCAUGGUGGUUGUGCGGGCGCCGGGCAGGCCCCGGGGCCAGAGCCGGCUACGCUUCGGUGGCCCCCACCAAAGCCCCGUCCCCCGGGGACCCCGGAGAGCCAGAGCCGGGAGCCGGUGGCUCUGGGUGCACACGCCGUCUCCCCUGAUGCCCACCCAGUGGGUCCCGGAGGCCACGUCUUAGAGCAAACCCGGAGGAGCCUGGCAGCCUGUGAAUUUAGAGAGCACACGCCGGUGUCUCGUGUCCUCGGAAAGCCUGGGGGGGGGGGGCACUGGCACCCCGCCCCCACCGAGUGGCCGCGGGGGGAGCCGUCCUUCCUGUGGAAGGAGAGGCAGGGCCCCGACCGCUGGUCUACACCACGGUGAGGGACCGAGAGCUGAGCCGGGUAGGCCUGAGCGGUGACCCCCAGCCGCCUUUCCUCAGGCUCAGGCGGGGAGGCGCAUGGCAGUGGGGGUGUCACGGCGCCGUGGGGUGGGUGACCUGCCUUCAGAGCCUGCCGGCCCCCUCCUCCCUUCUCGGGCCUGGUGGCGAGAAAGGAGCUGUGAGCUUGCGAAACGGCCCCGUCCUUCCCGCCUCCUCCCAGGCUGGUCCCGUCGACCCAUAGAUCCAGUCCCAGGGCGCUUUUGGGCAGAAGGUACCGCAGCCCAAGGCAAGAUCUGGCCCUCCGGCCUCCACCGGCCCCUCUCUGCUGUCCCACUCCCACCGAAGCUCCUAGCCCAAGCCUCCAACAGCGGCGGUGCAGUUGGGGGGUGGGGGGAGACAAUGGCCACUGUCCCCUCUGCCCAGAGAAAGAAAGGCCCGUCAGUUAUUUCGUGUUGAGAGAGAGCCGGCCCCCUGCAGGAGGCGCCGCCCCACCGUGCAGGGAGCCAAGUGUAUGCCCACCCUGCCGACCCCAGGACUUCGGUCUUGAGGCGCUUGGAGGGAGGCUCGCCCGGGAGGCUCCCUCUGCGUGUGGCCGUCCCCAUGGGGCAGCCGGUGUGCUGACAGGCUCCCCGCUGUUGUCCAGGCCCUGCCCCUCCUGGUGGGUGCCCGCCACCUCCUGCCCCUGCGGGGAGAUGGGGGAAGUUCAGAGCCAGGAGGGAGGGCUGUGCCUGGCCGCCUGCCCGCUCGGGGGCCCGAAGGGACAAAAGCAGGGUGGUGGCUCCGGGAGGGCUGGGAGGAGAGGAGAGGCGUCCCCACCUGUUCAGAAGGAGCAUCUUCUACAGCCGCCCGACCGACAGGAGCUGCCGGCCGCUCGCAGGCCCGGGCCGGGGUUAGGGCCGAGGCCUCACCGUUUACAUGACCGCAGACCCUCUUGCCUUACUCGCGGCGGAGGCCGGGGCCUGGCCCCGGGCCCGCGGGCAAACACAACAUCCAGGCCGCAGGGGUGCUUGUUCUGAUCAUACGUAGAUCUUCAUUCUCAGAAAGCCUUACUUCUCAUCAAAAUUUUUGUAGCAGGAAAGUUUUGUGAAUUUGUACGCUGGAAGAAAAUUUAAAUAAAGGAAAAGUCCGCAUUAAAAAGAAAACGAACCCAAAUGCUCAAA